UGGGACGGGACGCCACGAGGAGAUCCCAGGACUGUCUGUGACUUAUCUGGGAAAUGUUCCUAAUGCCAAGGGAUGGGGUCUUUCCAACUCAGACCCCCCCCUCCCCAAGGAAGAGUGGGGAGGGGGGGGAAAAACCCCUCUGUACCCUCCCCCGCUUCCCUCCUGGCCAACCCAGCCCCCUCCCCUCCCGCCAUUGGGGUUGCACUUGGCACAGAUUUGGGGUGGGGUGGGGUGCAAUGACCCCUCCCAUCCCUGUCCUGGCCGGCAUCCCGUGGAAGUUACUUGCCUGCGACAAGCAGCCCAGCCCAGCCCAGCCCAGCCCGGGAGGGGAGGCGGAGUCCCAGCCCAGCUGGCAGGCUGCUGUCUCACUCGCUACCCUCGCCCGCCUGCCCAUUUGCAGCUCCUGGCAUCGCUCGCAGGACCACCCCCACCUUCCUCCCCAAUGGACGCCCUUCCGGAGCCCCUCCUGGUGCGGAUCCUGGCCGGCCUGCCCGCCCUCGACUUGGUGCUGGUGUGCCGCUUGGUUUGCUCCCAGUGGAAGGCGCUGGUGGACGGAGGGGCCCUCUGGCUGCUGAAAUGCCAGGAGGAGGGCUUCGCGGGCAAGGACGUGGACGAGGAAGGCGCAGAGAGCUGGCAAACCCUCUAUUUUCUCCAUAAGAAGAAGCGGAAUUUGGUCAAGAACCCAAACGGAGAAGAGGGUCUCCAGCAUUGGGAGGAUGUGCAAAACGGGGGCGACGGCUGGAAAGUGGAAGAGCUGCCGGGCGAUUUCGGAAAAGAUUUCCCCAAGGAGGAAGUCCACACCUAUUUCGUCUCCUCUUUUGACUGGUGCAGCAAAUCCCAAAUAAUUGACCUGCAAGCUGAAGGCUACUGGGAGGAACUGAUGGACACCACCCAGCCCAAAAUCGUAGUGAAGGACUGGUGAGUGGCCAGGAGUCCCCAAGCCCCCCCCGUUCUUCCCUGGGGUCACCCCUUGCCUCCCAAUUCCUCUUCCUCAAUUCCUACCCUCAAAAUGACUAGACACAAGGACAGUUUUUUUCCCCAAACGCCAUCACUCUGCUAAACAAAUAAUUCCCUUAACACUGUCAAACUAUUCACUAAGUCUGCACUACUAUUAAUCUUCUCAUCGUUCCCACCACCCAUCUCCUCCCACUUAUGACUGCAUGACUGUAACCUUGUUGCUGGUAUUCUUACAAUUUAUAUUUAUAUUGAUUGUUUCCUGAUUGCUUAUUUGUA
This is a messenger RNA of Pantherophis guttatus, 1233 nucleotides long. The record is from RefSeq and is a predicted model, not a curated record. NCBI's taxonomy places the organism in Eukaryota, Metazoa, Chordata, Lepidosauria, Squamata, Colubridae.